CGGGAGAGGCGUAUAAAAGGAGGCCACAGUGCAUUCCCAAUACCACAGUCUGACGGUGCUUCUUUCCCAGCAGCCUUCACCCAAACCAACCUCCAGCCAUGGCCUUUAACGGAAACUGGAAGAUCGACCACAGCGAGAACUACGACAAGUUCAUGGAAAAAAUGGGUAUUAAUAUCGUGAAGCGAAAGCUGGCGGAGCACGACAACCUGAAUCUCACCAUUGAGCAGACUGGGGACAAGUUCCAUAUCAAAGAGUCCAGCACCUUCCGUACCAAAGACAUCGACUUCACCCUGGGUGUCGCAUUUGACUACAACCUGGCGGACGGCACUGAAGUCUCAGGUACGUGGGUGAUGGAAGGAGACACGCUCAAUGGCAAAUUCACCAGGAAAGACAACAAUAACGUCUUAACCACCACAAGAACUGUGGUGAACGGAGAGCUUGUACAAACUUACAACUAUGAGGGAGUGGAUGCGAAGAGAAUUUUCAAGAAGCACUAACCUGAAAUCUGAUGCUUAGAUUUUAUUUUUAUAUAGAUGACACAACAUAGAUGUUGGAUUUUUUUUUAUAAUAGUAAGACAUGGCUAAGUCAUCUGUGUUAUUGUGAUAUUUUAUACCUCAGAGUGUAGGUGUAGCUAGGGACAUAAAUUUCUAGGGAAGUUUUCUAGAUAGUGGUGAUGUAAACAAGGCCUUCACUUACUUUUACCAAAUCAUCAAAGUGGUUCAGACGAUAAAUGCGCUAAAAGCAAAAUCAAAGUGUUGUGAAAAUGGAUCACUUCUUUCAAAUGCU
Molecule: messenger RNA, 787 nt
Organism: Thalassophryne amazonica
Lineage: Eukaryota; Metazoa; Chordata; Actinopteri; Batrachoidiformes; Batrachoididae
Product: fatty acid-binding protein, intestinal-like
Exons: 4
Coding region: 99-497 (132 amino acids)
Biological process (GO): fatty acid transport
Cellular component (GO): nucleus; cytosol
Molecular function (GO): fatty acid binding
Source: RefSeq, a predicted model, not a curated record